This is a messenger RNA of Chenopodium quinoa (quinoa), 2229 nucleotides long. RefSeq lists its product as uncharacterized. NCBI's taxonomy places the organism in Eukaryota, Viridiplantae, Streptophyta, Magnoliopsida, Caryophyllales, Amaranthaceae. Bases 403 to 1968 code for a protein of 521 amino acids. The transcript is spliced from 11 exons. Gene Ontology annotation, cellular component: nucleus; cytoplasm. The record is from RefSeq and is a predicted model, not a curated record.
UUAAAAGUUAUUGAAAUUUAUAUAUAUUAUUGAAAUAGUAUAAAUCUAUGGUCAAUCAUAAUACAGAGUAUAAAAAUUUGAUGUGUGGGAAUUAGAGUUUGAGGAUUAUACAAUUGGAUUAGGAUUGAAAAUUGAUUGGUGGGAAUUGGGAAUUCAUAGAAUACGGAGUAUGAUUCAAUCAACAAAAAAAAAUUAUCACAACACAAGUUCAGGCUAGCAGGUUAGCAACAUAGCAUGCCCUACAAAAACUCGGCUUGAGACGCUCACCUUUAGCAUCUACGAGAAAUUUUAAAAAGAAACUACGGAGUACCGAGUAUUCGAGUAACAAAAACGUUCUUGCCCUCUUUAAGAAAACAUUGUCGGCCAAAAAAAAAAAAAAAAAAAAAAAAAAAGAGCAAAUUCAUGCAAAUCAGCCGCGCUAAAUCAAAGAAAUCAAACCCAAAUCUUCUGUCACUUAGCUCAGUGAAGAUGCGGAAUGUCAGAGUUUCAUCCAAGAAAUCAUCUUUGUUAACUCGCACUCUCUAUAUAAUCCUUCUUUUUGCUAUAUCCAUUUUCUUUUUUCUCCUAUAUUCUAAGGAUGUUUUAGAAGAUGAACAAAACCCACUUUUUUAUAAUGAUUUUCAGUCUAAUUCUAACCCUCAUCAUCAGUCUGAGCAGAUAAGGAGUCCUGUGCACUUUGUUGAUGAGCAAUUACGGGCUUCAACGUUCAGCCGUGACCUGCGUCCUUGUGUCAAGCCUACUGCUAGAUACAAAGUUGCUCAGGAAUCUAACAGAUAUUUGACUGUAAAGAGUAAUGGAGGGCUAAAUCAAAUGCGUACUGGUAUUGCUGAUAUGGUGGCUGUGGCACGCCUUAUGAAUGCAACCCUGGUGAUUCCCAAUCUGGAUAAACGUUCAUUUUGGCAGGAUUCAAGUGUGUUUGGGGACAUAUUUGAUGAGCUCUAUUUCAUGAGAAGCUUGCGUCAGGAUGUAAGAAUUGUGAAGGAACUUCCUAAACAGCUGGAAUCUGCACCUCGAGCCCGCAAACACUUUGGUUCCUGGUCAGGGAUGAGCUAUUAUGAGAAUAUGACACAUUUGUGGAGGGAAUAUCAGGUGAUUCAUGUUGCAAAAUCAGAUUCUCGGCUUGCAAAUAAUGAUCUGCCUCUUGACAUUCAAAGGCUCCGAUGUCGUGCUCUAUACCAUGCUUUACAUUUCUCUCCUCCUAUUGAACAUUUGGGCAAGAGACUAGUGGAGCGGCUGAGGUCACGUGGGGGUCAGUACAUUGCUCUUCAUCUUAGAUAUGAGAAGGACAUGCUUGCUUUUACUGGGUGUACCUAUGGUCUUUCUGAUGCAGAAUCUGAGGAGUUGAGAAUUAUGAGGGAGAACACACACCACUGGAAAAUAAAGAAAAUAAACUCCACAGAGCAGAGGAAUGCAGGCCUUUGUCCACUUACACCCAGGGAGGUUGGGAUCUUUAUUAAGGCUCUUGGUUAUCCUCUGUCAACAUUAAUUUAUAUUGCUGCUGGAGAAAUUUAUGGUGGUGCUGAGCGACUGUCUGAGCUGACUUUGCGAUUUCCUAAUGUGAUUUUUAAGGAAACGCUGGCUACCCAAGAUGAAUUAGGAGCUUUUUCCCAUCAUGCUACUCAAGCUGCUGCUAUUGAUUAUAUCAUUUCUGUGGAGAGUGAUGUGUUCAUUUCUUCUCAUUCAGGGAAUAUGGCAAGAGCAGUUGAGGGUCAUAGGCGGUUUCUGGAGCACAGAAAGACAAUUACGCCUGACAGGAAGGGUCUAAUUGAAGUAUUCGAUAAGUUAGAUUCUGGACAACUACAGGAAGGGCCGUACGUAUCCAAUAUUGUCAAAAAGAUGCAUAGGAAUAGGCAAGGGGCUCCAAGGAAAAGGAGUGGCCCUCCACCAGGAAUUAAGGGCAGAGCACGAUUCAGGUUUGAAGAAUCAUUUUAUCAGAAUCCGUACCCAGAAUGCAUAUGCAAGUCAUAGGAUCAUUUGCUGCAACUUGAACAUGAAUUCUUUUCUGUGAAUCUGCUGGUGGUUUUGAUUACUCCAGAGCAUUUUUUGGGGCAUGGCUUGACUUUAUCACGAUUCACAAAUGUGCAAAAAUGAGCUAGGAUAUGAUUGUUACUUACCCUUUGUUGAUUAAGUUUUUUUUUUUUUUUUUUUUUUAAUUUUUAUAAAACGAUAUCUUUUUACUACAAUUUUGUUAUCAUCCCUUUUGUUAAUUCUUUUUGUUUCAUUACAUCA